Molecule: messenger RNA, 1127 nt
Organism: Perca fluviatilis (European perch)
Lineage: Eukaryota; Metazoa; Chordata; Actinopteri; Perciformes; Percidae
Gene: clrn1
Product: clarin 1
Exons: 4
Coding region: 585-1127 (180 amino acids)
Biological process (GO): sensory perception of sound; equilibrioception
Source: RefSeq, a predicted model, not a curated record
GGCCUGUCUGCGGUCACUGUGUGUGUGCUGUUAGACUUUUUAAUAAGGUAAUAUAAAACGGUAAUAAAACUGUCUGAGAGGCUCGGAUACCCUCCUCCCGUUCAUCUUCACUUCGUUAUCCUUUUUGGGACGUUUUUGUCAUUUUGUUUUUACGUUUCUGACGCAUUUUGGGGCUUUUUACCUCCGCUUUUGGAGCUGUAUUGACGUUAGUAUCUACUAUCUGUUUAUUAUCUCAGAGCGGGAGGUGUUGGGGGGAUGAUGCCCUCCUCCGCGCCUCCUCCCCCGGCUAAGGUCGCUGCUGUCUCCUCUGGUCCUCCUCCUCCCCCGGCUGUCUCCUCCGGUCCUCCUCCCCCCCCAGCUAUGGUCGCUGCCUUCACUCUGCCCGCUCUGCGCGGAUCAAGCGGGGGUCUUCCAUGAGAGUUAGCCCUACACUCUGAACCACAUACGGGACAUUUGGUUUCUUCUCACACUUUUAGCACGAAAUAUCUUAGAGUGAUCGAACCCCCGGCUGCCUCCUCCAGUCCUCUCUCUGCCUCCGGUCCUCGCGCCUCCCGCCUCUCCGUGCUCCCUGCCGGCCGGCCGCCAUGAUGCCGAGCCGCCAGAAGCAGCUCCUGUACUCGGUGUCCGGUCUCCUCGGGCUGUGCUGCGCCCUGACGGCCGCGGUGUGCGCCGGGCUGCCGCUGUGGAUCAGCGGGGCCGUGCUGUGCCGGACCGGGGCCGAGCUGGUCAACGCCACCGGGCCCGAGCUGGACAAGUUCCUGGGGGAGCUGAACUACGGGCUGUUCCAGGGCCAGAGGGUGAAGCAGUGCGGGCUGGGCGGGAGGCCGUCCCGCUUCUUCUUCUUCCCAGACCUGCAGAGUGCUAUCCCAGUGGGCCUCCAUGUGACCGUGGUCUUCUUCUGUGGUGUGGUGAUCCUGUUCUCUGCGGUGGCCACCGGCUUCUUCUUCUUCAACGCCUUUGGGCGUCCGUACGAGACGCUGCAAGGCCCCCUGGGACUUUACCUCUGGACCGCCAUCAGCUGUGAGACACACACCAUUACAUCAUCAGCUGUCUGUCUGUCACACACCAUUACAUCAUCAGCUGUCUUGUGGCCCUCUGGGAAACUGAGUCUGACCGCCCUGAUGUAG